Messenger RNA from Cavia porcellus (domestic guinea pig), 3089 nucleotides. RefSeq names its product claudin 18 (gene Cldn18). Gene Ontology annotation, biological process: bicellular tight junction assembly; cell adhesion. The coding region runs from base 158 to 943 and encodes 261 amino acids. Gene Ontology annotation, molecular function: structural molecule activity. The record is from RefSeq and is a predicted model, not a curated record. Lineage: Eukaryota; Metazoa; Chordata; Mammalia; Rodentia; Caviidae. Gene Ontology annotation, cellular component: bicellular tight junction; plasma membrane. The transcript has 5 exons.
CCCUUGAACGAGGAGUGAAACUGAACUAUCUAAGGAAAACACGGUGAGCAAACACUGAGCCCUAGAGAAAGCCUCUGAUUAGCAGGGUUCCCCUCGGCAGCGCACGCUGGGCGCCCAGUUUUGGCUGCAAGGAGGCAGCAGGGCCAGGGCUGAGGCCAUGUCCACCACCACGUUCCAAGUGGUGGGCUUCCUCCUGUCCUUGCUCGGCCUGGCCGGCUGCAUCGCUGCCACGGGGAUGGACAUGUGGAGCACCCAGGACCUGUAUGACAACCCCGUCACCUCCGUGUUCCAGUACGAAGGGCUCUGGAGGAGCUGUGUGAGGCAGAGCUCGGGCUUCACCGAGUGCCGGCCCUACUUCACCAUCCUGGGCCUUCCAGGUAGGUUGCAGGCAGUGCGAGCCCUAAUGAUCGUGGGGAUUGUGCUGGGUGCCAUCAGCAUCCUAGUGUCCAUCUUUGCUCUGAAAUGCAUCCGCAUUGGCGGCAUGGAUGACUCUGCCAAGGCCAAAAUGACAUUGACCUCUGGGAUCAUGUUCAUUGUCUCAGGUGUUUGUGCAAUUAUUGGCGUGUCCGUGUUUGCCAAUAUGCUGGUUACCAAUUUCUGGAUGUCCACAGCUAACAUGUACGGCACCAUGGGUGGGAUGGUACAGACUGUCCAGACGAGGUACACCUUUGGUUCAGCUCUGUUCGUGGGCUGGGUUGCUGGAGGCCUCACACUAGUUGGGGGUGUGUUGAUGUGCAUUGCCUGCCGAGGUCUGGUACCUGAGCAAACCAACUACCGAGCCGUGUCUUACCACACCUCAGGUCACAAUGUUGCCUACAACCCUAAAGGCUUCAAGGCCAGCACUGGCUUUGGAUCUCCUACCAAGACCAAGAAGAUAUAUGACGGGGGUGCCCAUACGGAAGAUGAGGGACAGUCGCAUCCUUCCAAGUACGACUAUGUGUAAUGCUCCAAGAACCUUGGGCAUAUGCAGAAGAAACUCUUCCUCAGAGAGAGCUCACCCAAAAAAAAGGAGGUUUUACUUGACUUUUUUUUGCUUUUAACUUACAGUUGGAAGUUAGUAAGGCCUUGAUUUCAUCUGCAGCGAGACCAGAUGGUCUUGGCCACAUAUGUGUCUCUGUCUCUAAAUAUUCCACCACAAGACAACUGAGUUAUCAUUUAUGAAUUAGAAGUUAUGUGGCUCAUGUUUUAUAAUUCUGUGUCUUUUUUAAAAUAACUCUUUUAAUCUGCUGUAGAAUGUGGUUUGCCUUCCUGACACUUUGAUGAUUUAAACAGUCUUUCUCCUCCUUCUAUUUAAUGAAUGCAUUGAUGAUCUAUUUCCUAGCUUAUGCCAAAGGAAAUUUUUGAAAGGAAAGGAAGCAAGUAGAUCAAAAGACAUUAUUUUCUGCUAUUUGAUUUUUUUCCUGUCUUCAUCUUCAACUUGACUACUAAUAAAUACUAAUUGGAGAAAAAAAUGAAAGAGGAAAGAUAUUUUUACUUUCUCCAGUCCAUUAUACGAGGUUUUUUUUUUUUUAAUGUUAUGAUCUUAAAAGUUACUGGACCAAAGUGAUUUUCAGUGAGGCAACCAAGCCUUUCUGGUUCCGUUGACAUCUGCUGAAUUCCAGCAAGCCUGCCCCAGGGGUUUCCUGGGCUCUGCACUGGAGACUCACCUUCUGGGACAAGUCAGAAAUGGUCCCCACUGGAAUGAUAAAAGGAUUUUUUUUUUUUUUUUGGUAAUCUAAGUCCCAACUAUAUGUUAGAAUAAGUAAUGUAUUAGAAAACUGAUAUACUAAAUCUGUGUCACCCUUAAAAAUAUAGAUAAAAGAAAAUGAAAAAUUUUGUCUUUGAUAUUGUCUGUAUUUCACUUUGUAAAGUCACACAUAAGUCCAAAUUCUACAAAAAGCUUCCUGACCCCAAUUCUUUCCUUUUGAGGUUUCCAUGAUUCUGACUACAAAUAAAAAUGAGUACAACCCAGCUUUAAAAAAAAAAGAAAGAAAGAAAAGAAAUACAGCAAGCCCUCAGAAAGUUGGUUAAAAACCAGUUCUUUUUAAAAAUGGUAAGCCUAAAUUUAACCUUAUAUUUUCACUCAUGCUACAGGUCACUGCCAGUUGACAGCAGCCUCUGACACCAUGCUUAGUUUUGUAACUCUUGACAGCUGUCUCCCUCACCAGAUUCACCUAGAAUAGGUAGAACAGUGGAUGUAUAGGCCAAAUCAAAAGUUCUUUGCAGUCACAUGCCUUCCCUGGGUUUGUUUACUAUUGUUUGUAACAGAAAACCUCAAUUCCUUCCUGUACAUAAGAAUUUCUUCUCACCACCAAAGCCAGAAUAGGCUCCAUGGGAAACGGAGGUGGGGGCAGUCUCUUAAAACUACCAAACUAGGCUAAGGAAUUAUCUCAGCAGCAUAAGCACCUUCUUAGCAAGCAUGAGGUUGUGAGUUCCAAUCCCUAGUACAAAAAAAAAAAAAAUCCUGCCAAACCAGAGAGCAGCAGCAAUACUAUGAGACUGUCCAUCUGGUUAUUAUUGGGGGGUAGGAGAGCCCUUACAUCAAUAGUAUAUAUGAAAUCAGCCCAGAGGGCUUGGUAAAUAUUCAAAGGAGGUCUUCAGGCUGAACAAUGUUUUGAUAAACACUAGAUUGUGAUUCACUGAGCAGUAGGAGCUAUGUCCACCAAAACCAGAGAAGUAAACUCAGAGAUUUUCACAUUUCUGCACUUUUAUGCAGUUUUGACAGGGCACUCAAGGAAUUUAUUGGCUGAGGUAGGGUAAAAAAUAAACAGAUAAAUAAUUUUAGGGAAAAAGUGAAAGAUAAGCCAUCUAGAGCUCAGAUUGUUAAGAGUUCUCAGGAACUGAGUGGAGGCUUCCUUUGAGUUGAAGACCAUGAGCAAAAUGAGUUUUAUCCCCACACACACCGCCCAUCAGAAAUUUCCUGGCCAGAUCUGAGGCAGUGAGGCUCAGCUGAGUUUCUUAUUAGCACAUGUGUAUCAACAUUCAUUGUUUAAAAGUCUCUACAUCAUUAGAUUGCGCUUUAUAAUGUUUCAUUGUUAUUCUCUUAUUGUAUAUGCAUUGAGUAUUAACUUGUAUGUUUUGGUAAUUAUUAAAAGCACUGCUUUCUUCCA